This is a messenger RNA of Ornithorhynchus anatinus (platypus), 2779 nucleotides long. RefSeq names its product Kruppel like factor 8 (gene KLF8). The record is from RefSeq and is a predicted model, not a curated record. Gene Ontology annotation, biological process: regulation of transcription by RNA polymerase II. NCBI's taxonomy places the organism in Eukaryota, Metazoa, Chordata, Mammalia, Monotremata, Ornithorhynchidae. Bases 548 to 1609 code for a protein of 353 amino acids. The transcript is spliced from 5 exons. Gene Ontology annotation, molecular function: RNA polymerase II cis-regulatory region sequence-specific DNA binding; DNA-binding transcription factor activity, RNA polymerase II-specific.
CCCGCGCUCUGCAGCUCCGGUCCCUUUUAAGGCGCUCCGGCCGGACGGGACCUGUCACACUCUUCACACCUCGCCGCCCCGCGCUCCCGCGCACUGUUUGGACGCCGCUUUUCUCCCCGACCCCCAGCAGCGCCGGCGGCAGCAGGAGGAGGAGAAGGAAGAGGAGAAGGAAGAGGAGGAGGAAGAGGAGGAGGAGGAGGAGGCGGCGGGUGGAGGCCUCCCCCCUCCCCGCCUCCCGGACGGGCUCCGGGCCCCAGGCCUGCCUGUUUUUGAAGAAGGGGCGCUCAGAAAGGAGCCGGGCCUCGGAGGGGGCUUUUUUUUCCCCACCCCCUGCAUAACUGGUUUGUCUUUUUUUAAUUUUGGGAAGGCCCAUCCGGCCCCCCCCCGGUCGGAUGCUGCGGCUCUUUGUCUCCCGCGGCCCCGGGGCGGCCCGGAGGGGGUGAGGCCGCCCGCCCUUCCUCCUCCUCCUGCUCCUGCUCCUCCUGCUCCUCCUCCGGGAGGCCCUCCGGGCGGUGCCCCCCCGGUGCCCGGGCCCGAGCCCGGGAGCAUGAUUCUCCCCGCGGAGGGCAUGAGCGCCGCGCACUGCAGGACCAGCCCCCCGCCGGAUGCAUGGGCGGCCUCUGGUCCGGUCCAGACUAAAGGGCCGUCGGGGCCGGCGGGGAAGCUGAAGAUGACGUCCGCGUCGCUCCUGGACGAAGGCUCCAUGGAGACGCCGGUGCUCCUCAGCGACAUCAAGACCGAACCCCCCGAAGAGCUCCUGGCCAGCGACUGUAACCUGCCCCAGGCGGAACCCGUGGACCUCUCCCUGCACAAGCCCAAAUUGUCCCUGCAGUCGUCCGCCCUGCUGCCCGCCUCCAUCCGCUCCUCCCCCAUGCUGGUGACGCCCCCCAUCCCGUCCCCCGUGGUUUCCGUCUCGCCCUCCGGGCUGGGCUCGACGUCGGCCAUCCCCGCCGUGCUCUCCCCGGGCUCCAUCCUGGCCUCCACGCAGGGCAGCGGCGGCCAGCAGAUCCUGCACGUCAUCCACACCAUCCCCUCGGUCAACCUGCCCAGCAAGAUGGGCAACCUGCAGACCAUUCCGGUGGUGGUCCAGUCGUUACCCGUGGUGUACACCACCAUGCCCUCGGACGGGGUCACCGCCGCCAUCACGGUCCCGCUCAUCGGGGGAGACGGCAAGAACGCCGGCUCUGUAAAAAUCGACCCCAACUCCAUGUCUCCAAUGGAGAUCCACAGUGACAGCGAGGACAGUGUAGCGGAAAGUACGUCGGCAUCCUUCCAGGAGCUGCAGAGAGAGUCCGUCGUGGCCCGAAUGCAGCGGGUGGAGUCCCCUGACCUGAAGAAGAGGCGGAUUCACCAGUGCGACUUCGCAGGCUGCAACAAGGUGUACACGAAGAGCUCCCAUCUGAAAGCACACAGAAGGAUACACACAGGAGAGAAGCCAUACAAAUGCACCUGGGAAGGCUGCACCUGGAAAUUUGCCCGUUCGGACGAACUCACCCGGCAUUUCCGCAAGCACACGGGCAUCAAGCCCUUCCGCUGCUCGGACUGUGACCGCAGCUUCUCACGCUCUGACCACCUAGCCCUGCAUCGCCGGAGACACAUCAUGAUGUGAUCGGGGCCGCCUCUCCCCCACCCUCCGUCUUCAUCGCCGCCCUUCCCGACUCCUCUCCUUCCUCAGUGCUGCUGGUGGAGGGGACUGAGCAGAGAGAGAGAGAGUGAGAGAGAGAGAGAAGGCGAGAUGGGGUGGUUUCCCACCGGACUCAUUUGAAUCCCAACCUUUCCCGCCGUCCUGCCCACCCCACCCCCACCAUUUUGAUUCAUCCCCCCCGGAUGAGUUGAAUUUCAGUGUGGCACCUGUGGCUGCCUCUGUGCUCUGAGAGAGAAGACAUUUUAACACACAAAUGGAGGAAUAGAACUAAAGACUGUGAAGAUAUUCCAUUUUUUUCUCUCUUCUUUUCUUUCUUUCUUUUUCGCUUCCUGUUCUUCCCCUUCUUCCUUUCGCCCCAGCCCUUUCCCCCAACCUCCUUGGAUCCGUGCUUGGAACUGGGUGGUAACUCGGCAGGUAACACGGCCCCAGAAUCCCCGCCUAGCGCUCACUCUGCUCCCCUGGAUCAUUUAUGCUUCAGGAGAGAAAGCCUACCAUCAUCCCCCCUCCCCACAAACACACACAGACACACACACACACACACACAUACCUGGAAAUCCACUGCCCACCCAGAGAUUUCCUGCUUUGGGUCAGCCAGAGCAGGAGCAGUAAGUGGAAACUUGGUCAAGGACAGCACCCCCUCCAGCGCCGGAAACUCUUGGCGGAAGCCCACAAGAGGGUCGAUGAUUUCUGUUGGCUGAAAGGAACUGGGUCCCAGGAAAAGCAGAGGCGCCCCAGUGUAACCUGCACCUCCUCCUCGUCUCCAGCCCAUCCACGCUCCGAGCCGGGUUCCAGUGAGACUAGCCCUCGGGCCUAACCCCGGCUGGACCGCAGGUUUCCUUUGAACUGACAAGCCUGGGAGAAUGGAUUGUUAGCGACUGCAGCCCGAGGCGGGAACAGGCCAUCGAGCACUCCCUGGGAGACGUGGAGGACGUCCGGAGGCUGUGCUCCCCGACGUAGGUGGGCAACGUUGUGGACGGUGCCCCUGGGCCGACGGCCCCGGAGACAGGAAGGAGAAAUCUUGUGGAGGACACAACGGGGACAUUGGGGUUUUGAGGAGAGGGGGGAGAAAUGUGCCACCUUUUUUAGAGCACAAAGGAAUAUGACAGUAAAAUAUUUUCUAAUUCAACUGUGGCA